UAAACAGUUGCUUAAUCAAUCGCCGACCAAGCUCAAUUUGAAAUAGAAAGAGCCAUAAAUUUGGGAGUGAGAAAGAAGAAGGAAGUGCAUUUUACCUGAAUAAUGGCUAGUGCAGGAGGCUAUGGAGAUGCAAACCAAAAGGUAGAUUACGUGUUCAAGGUGGUGCUUAUAGGCGAUUCAGCGGUGGGGAAGUCGCAGAUACUUGCGCGAUUCGCGAGAAAUGAGUUCAGCUUGGAUUCGAAGGCCACAAUCGGUGUCGAGUUCCAAACCCGCACUUUGGUGAUUCAGCACAAGAGCGUCAAGGCUCAGAUCUGGGACACCGCUGGACAAGAACGAUAUAGAGCAGUCACAAGUGCAUACUACAGGGGUGCUGUCGGGGCAAUGCUGGUUUAUGACAUCACAAAACGUCAAAGCUUCGAUCACAUACCUCGCUGGUUAGAAGAACUGCGGAACCAUGCCGAUAAGAAUAUAGUCAUUAUUCUUAUAGGAAACAAAAGUGAUCUGGAGAACCAGCGUCAAGUACCCACAGACGAUGCAAAAGAAUUUGCCGAGAAAGAAGGCUUAUUUUUCUUGGAGACUUCAGCGCUGGAAUCGACUAACGUUGAAACAGCCUUCAUGACGGUUUUGACAGAAAUAUUCAACAUUGUUAACAAGAAGAACCUAGCGGCUGGUGAUAGUCAGGGAAAUGGGAACUCAGCAUCUCUGUCUGGCAAGAAGAUUAUUGUUCCUGGUCCUGCUCAAGAAAUCCCCAAGGGGAACAUGUGUUGUCAGUAAUCCUUACUUUAUUUAUAAUUUGUUUAAAUUUUCUAGAUUUCAUGGUUGUGUUCCUAUCACCAAUUUUUAUUAGUUUGGUGCAUUUCCUUUUGUAUAUUUUUACAUUAUUUAAAAUUUAUUUUGCAUGAGUUGCUCAUUAAGAUCAGGAGAGGGAAGUAAUUAAAAUUUUCGUGGUAUAACAUAGGAGACAAAACUUAA
Messenger RNA from Vigna radiata var. radiata (mung bean), 972 nucleotides. RefSeq names its product ras-related protein Rab11A. Gene Ontology annotation, molecular function: GTPase activity; GTP binding. The transcript is spliced from 2 exons. The record is from RefSeq and is a predicted model, not a curated record. Bases 103 to 774 code for a protein of 223 amino acids. Gene Ontology annotation, cellular component: endosome. Lineage: Eukaryota; Viridiplantae; Streptophyta; Magnoliopsida; Fabales; Fabaceae.